Molecule: messenger RNA, 3929 nt
Organism: Alosa alosa (allis shad)
Lineage: Eukaryota; Metazoa; Chordata; Actinopteri; Clupeiformes; Clupeidae
Gene: vwa10.2
Product: von Willebrand factor A domain containing 10, tandem duplicate 2
Exons: 17
Coding region: 207-3110 (967 amino acids)
Source: RefSeq, a predicted model, not a curated record
UACAGCCACAGUAAUUGGAUAGAGAUGGGGAACAGAGUACCAUUGUCCAAACUGAUCAGGCCAGAUAUGCCUUUGGAUAAUUUGGCAGUGAGUCAAGGGAGGGAGGAGCAGACGUCGGCUUAAAUACUAGGGACUCACUCAUGCAGCUGAGAAGCACCUGAGCACUCCCAGGCCGGUCCUCACCUGAACAGGAAGUCUUUGUGGGCAUGGUCUCUGAGAUGACCACCCAUGCGUCUCUGCUCUGGGCAGUGCUGCUCAUCCCCCCGCUCACCGAAACCUUCAAGCCGCUUCUCUCCCCAGGGGGCGGCUCACUUACACACCGGGACAUCACCCAGAGGGCCAUCUUCCGCAAGACUGGCCAAGUGUGCCGCGCAAUGGCCACUGCCCAGGGUCAGAACUUUACCUUGGCUACUGAUGACAAGCUGACGGCAUACACCCUGCAGCGGGCGUGUUUCUCAGGGGGGUCAUCUUUCCUGUCGGCCCUGGCCUUCCAGACCGUUGUGACUAAGAUGUACCUGAGCAACGCGGCUGUGGACGUUCUCUUGGCUCUGAGCGCUCCGCACCACUUUGACGACGAGACGUUCGUGGAAGGGCAAGAGGUGGUUGCCCAGGCGUCCGCCGCAGUCAAGGCUGCCGUGAAGCACGGGAGCUUCAUCUCCGCCAGAAUCAGCCUGGGCGCUGCCUGUCACACACUGCAGGACUUCUACAGCCACAGUAAUUGGAUAGAGAUGGGGAACAGGGUACCAUUCUCCCAACUAAUCAGACCAGACAUGCCUUUGGAUAAUUUGGCAGGCCCUGACCGAGCCACCUGCAGGAACUGCACGGGAGGAAACUGUACGAAUAACAUCCUGCCUGACGUCCUGCAGGAGAAGAUACUCACGUCAGGCUACUUCAGUCUCUUCUCUUCAGCCAAGCCAGCAGGCAAGUGCAGCCAUGGUGGUUCCUUUGACCGGACCAGUGGUCAGGACCCAGUUGGUGGCAUCAACAAGGACGACACCUCGGAGAGCCACGGGCAUCUGCACCUGCAAGCUGCAGAGGUGGCCAUAAACGCCACCAUGGAGCUGCUGGAGGACAUCCGACUGGCCACCAGCGACAAAGACUUCCUGCGGUUAGUGGGUAUGUCUCAGUCGUCUUUGCUCUCCUUUGUGAUUGACACCACAGGCAGCAUGGCAGAUGACAUUGCCGAGGCAAAGCGCGUCUCAUUCUCUGUCAUCGACCUCAAACGGGGCACCCAGGAGGAGCCAUCGGAGUACAUCCUAGUCGCCUUUAAUGACCCAGGCUUUGGUCCACUCAUCAGGACAAGCGAUGCAGAUGUUUUCAAACAGGAGAUUAACAAGCUCAAUGCUGCAGGUGGAGGGGAUAUCCCUGAAAUGUGUUUAUCAGGACUUCUGCUGGCGCUAACUGCCGCUCCCCCUUCCUCGGACAUCUUUGUGUUCACUGAUGCUCCGGCCAAAGAUGCGGAGCUGAAGACCACCGUGACUGCGCUGAUCGAGAGCACCAAGUCCAAGGUCACCUUCAUGCUGACUGGCACCUCGAGCUCAGCACGUCGCCGCCGCUCUGGGAGCCCCGUCUCCAGGGCUCUCUCCGAUGCGGACGCUCAACUGUACCGGGACCUGGCGCAAGCUUCAGGGGGCCAGGCCAUAGAGGUGUCCAAGUCCUCACUGCCGAACGCCACCGUGGUCAUAGAGGACACCUCCACCUCAGCUCUGGUGACUUUGCUCCAGGCAGUCAGGACCCCAGUGAGGGCGGAGAACUUCUCCUUCCUCCUGGAUGAGACGGUGUCCAAUGUGACUGUGUACAUCACAGGGUCCUCCUCACCUGCGUUUACUCUGAACAGUCCCACAGGUGAGUCACAGAACCAUGGGGUGCCAGAGGGACCCCUGGGUACGAUUCAGAGGGUGGGAAACCUACAGCGUGUACAACUGAAUGCCCACAACCGCACAGGAUUGUGGGACAUCACCAUCAACUCCACAGCAAAAUUCACUGUCAAAGUCACAGGUCAAAGUUCCAUCAACUUCCUGUUUAAUUUUGUGGAGGCUUUUGGUGGUGCACAUGGAGAUUUUAGCCUAAAACAGAGUCGUCCAUCCAUUGGUAAGAACGCAACCCUGCUGAUGUCUGUGACUGGCAGUGAUUCGUUGAAAGUGACUGAGUUGGCUCUGGUGCCUGUGUCUGGAUCCGGGGUUGUAAAUGGAACCGUGGAGGCUAUAGGAGGUGGGGACUUCCUGGUGACGAUAGAGGAACUGCCAGCGGGGGACUUCACCGUCCAUCUGAAGGGGGAGACCAGCGGAGUCUCACGCUCCUCUCCCACCCUCUUCCAGAGGCAGUCGUCCACUCAGCUCAGGGCCUCCAGCGUGGCCGUGACGGCCUCAGUUAACAGCACUCUGGAACCUGGAGCGACCAUUACUGUGCCCUUCAUCGUGGAAACCAACACCACGGCAGGCAGCUACAUCAUCCGAGCGAGAAAUGAUCGUGGGUUCAGCUCAUCUUCCCCCAGCAGCCUGACGCUGGAGGUCGGAGGUCGUGCUGAGGGCACAGUGACCCUCACCGCUCCGUCAGACACACUCUCAGGCACCGACGUCACACUGACCAUCGAGGCCGAGGCCCCUGGGGCCAUCGACUCCAACUAUGUUGUCGUGAGCUUCGUCGUUGCCUCUAAGGUGACUGACUUCACCCGUCCUGUGUGUCAAAUAGUCGGCAUCACUGCCAACUGUCCACAGGACUGCAGCCAGGCAACGUGGCAGCUCUCCGCCAGCCUGAGCGACGGCAACGGCACGGGCAUCGCUUCUGUGACUGUCCAAGAGGGCAAUGGAACACUCAGCACCAACUCCUCUGGGGUGGGCAUCACCGCUGCACUCUACAGCGCCUCCUGCUGCUCUCAGGCGGUGGAGCUGGUCAUGGUGGAUAACGUUGGCAAUGCUGCCAUUUGCUCCGCCUCCAUUAGAAAUCCCUCCUCUCCCAUGACCGCUCAGCCAAUGACCACCACAGCCAACGCCACAGCCAACGCCACAGCAACGCCGGUAUCCACAACCUCCAGUGCGCAGAUCUGCAGUAACCUCUCCCUCUGGCUGUGGGUCAUAGUGGUGUUGCCGUUGCUUUAUCCCCAGGCUUAAGGGGAUGAUGCAUGAAGGAACUUUUUAAGCAGUGUUGGUGGGCAAUCACUUGUAUUCUAAUUAGACAAUCGCGAUAAGCUGGACAUUUGUGAUUUAAAGUUUGUCAGAUAAAAUUUGUUACAUAGUAUCAGUAGUAUCAGGAAAGUGCCUGAGCGUCGCUCAGUAACAUUGCUAAAAAGUUGCCCUGUCUAGCAUCAUAUGUGGAGACCCAGAGCCCAGGAAAACAGGACCAAUGGCUGCAGUUCUGAGUCUGGCCUGGAGGUGGCAGUUAUGCUUUUUGUGCCUGACUCUUGACAGAAGGAGAGUGAAAGAGAUGGGACGAUUAGUGAUGCCUACAGCUUGCACACUUACACACACACUGUGAUUGUUACUCCAAUUGGUGAAGGUUUAGAUAGUGUCAUAAACCUAGAGAAAAUAGUAAACCGUAAUUUCAUUUACUUAUUGCAAAAGGGUUUUGGGUUUCAAAUGGGGACAGGGGUUCCUACUGUUCAGAAAUAUCUUUAUAGUAUGUGUGCAAUUGUUGUAUUUCAACUACUGUCAGGAUUGGUGUUUGAAGAGAUUAGGACCAAGCACAAAUACAGUUCACAGCUUACUUAGUCCCAUCGCAACACACUUUGCAGGUUUAGGAUUUUUAAAAAGGAACAGAAAGUUUGUCUGAGGAUAGCUCGUACAGAAGGCUUCACAAGGUAGCAAAACUAGGCUGUUUAAUAGUUCACAAAGAUAGUAAGACCAUUUUGUCAUCCAUAAGCGGGGGUCAAAAACACAGACAAUAUUAAAUAUAGGCUUGUAAUCCAGGCGGGCGGUGGGGGGCAGCCAAGG